AGCUCCUACGAGGCCACGAUGAGGCAAGUGAUGUGCGCCAUCCUGGCGCUGGCGUUCGGCGCCACGGCGCUCGAGCGCGUCGCCGGCGGCGGCGACGUCGUCUACAAAGGCAUCCCCGGCACGGGCGCGGGCGACGUCAACGCCCGCGUCUUCAAGGGCGUGCCCGGCACGGGCGCGGACGCGGACGCCGACGCCUGGGCGGGCGUCGCCGAGGACGCGAGCUCGCUCCUGAAGAUGGAGGACACGCUCCGGCGCCAGCUCGAGAACAAGCGCGACUGGGUCUUCUCGUACGACUUCGCUGACGCCGAGCCGACGGCGAAGCCGACGUCGUCGCCGACGUUCACGCCCUGCGACGUCGAGGGCGAGUACCGCUACUACCUCGCGCUCUACGACUACGGCGGCGACGGCUGGGAGGGCGCGACGUACACGCUCUACAAGUACGUCGGCGUGCGCCAGGGCGAGCAGAUCCUCACGGGCACCGUCGAGACGGGCUCCGAGGAGGUCAUCAACUUCUGCCUCCCGAACGGCCUCUACGCCGUCGACUUCGGCGGCGGCUCCGACGACGGCGAGAUCGGCAUCCAGUUCCUGCCCGACGACCUCCAGAUGAUCACGACGUGCACGGGCCCCUGCGUCGAGCGCUUCCUCGCCGUCGACGGCAUCGUCAUGCCGCCGACGGAGCCGCCGACGGCGUCGAACUUCGGCCAGCCGACGGCGUUCGACGCGUCGCAGACCGCGUGGAUGUACCUGUCCUUCCUCGUCGACGGCCUCAACGGCGAGGCCCUCAUCUCCGAGGCGGGCUUCUCGGCCUUCGCCUACGCGAUCAACGACGUCAUCCCCUUCCUCACCGGGCCCGAGGCCGUCGCCGACCUCACGGCGACGUUCGGGGAGGCGCGCCGCCGCCAGCUCCUCCAGGCCGCGGGCGACGACACCGCGUCCAUCGAGGCCGUCAUCCUCAUGGACACGUGCGCGAUGGCGGGCCACAACUCGAACGACGACUGCCUCGACGCCAUGGUCGAGGACGUCGCCAUCGCCAUCGCCGACGGCGUCAUGCUCGAGCGCAUCCUCUACUGGGCGGACUACUUCGGGCUCGACCUCGGCGACGACUUCACGGUGGUCUCCAUCGUCUCGGACCCGGAGCCGUACUGGGUCUACGCGCCGACGGCCGCGCCGUCGGCCAAGCCGACGGCCGCGCCGACGACGACGACGACGACGGCCGCGCCCACGCCCGUCACGACGACCGCCGCGCCGCCCGUCACGGACGCCCCCGACUCGGGCUCGUCGUCCAAGAAGAAGUCGUCGGACGACGGCCUCGACUCCGGCGCCAUGGCCGGCAUCAUCGUCGCCAUCGUCGUCGUGCUCCUGUUGGUCAUGGGCGGGGUUUACUUCAAGCAGCGCGAGAGGAAGGCCACUGAGAGGAAGGAUUCCUGGGACAUCUCCACCAUGUUCACCGACGAGCAGAACCUGCCCCCGGCGGAUCAGAUGGUGGCCGAGACGCCCGCCGGCGACCAGCCGCAGGCGCUCCAGAAGAUCACGCAGGCCGCCGAACUCCCCGAAUCGGACCUCCGCGGAGCGGCGGCGCCGCGGGCCGCGGGCCAGAUGCCCCUACAGUACGAUCUGACCGUCGGCGAUCUCGUCGUUGCCGCGACCGCGUGGAAGGGCGUCAUGGUCGGCGACCGCGGCGUCGUCGUCGAGCCCGGCGAGGACUUGCCGUACAAGCGCUGCCGCAUCAAGUUCGACGACGGCAAGGGCACCUACGUCUACACGAAGGGCCAGCAGGCGCGGCGCGUGCCCAUUUUAGGCGGCUACGUCUUGGGAGAUGGCGUCCUAGCGAAUGCCGCGCGCCCUGGCCAGAUCAACGUCGGCGACCGUGGCGUCGUCGUCGGCCGGGGCCGGUCCCUGCAGGACGCGUUGCUCGUGCGCUUCCCCAACGGCGUCGAUGCCGAGAUUAGCGCGGGUCGCGCCCGGCCUGCGUCGGUGGUGGUCGUCCCCGGCGCGCCCCCGAUCUUCAAGGGCGACGUCGUCCUCGCGUUAGUGGACUACGAGACCGUGACCGUCGGCGACCGGGGCGUCGUCGUCGGGCCCUGCUGCGACCCCGCGAUGUCGCGCCCGGACCUCCGGGUGCUCGUGGACUUCGAGAACAAGGCCGCGUACAACUUCCGCUCCGACGCGCACCUCCGGCUCGCGCCGCUGGUGGAGGGCACGAACUUUGUGCGCGGCGACAAGGUUAUUCUGCCGGGCCUGGACAAGAAGGUCAUCGGCGUCGUCAUCGGUGUGGGGCGCUGCGCGGGCACGCUGGCCGUCAAGGGAUAUGGCGCGCUGCCCAGAGACGUGGCCCUGGCCCGCCUCAAGCACGCGCCCCUCGUCGCCGGCGCGCCCCACUUCGCCAAGGGCACGCGCGUCGUCGCCAAGGUCGCCUACAACGAGGUCCGCGUCGGCGACCGCGGCGUCGUCGUCGGCCCCUGCAUGCAGCCGGAGAUGCAGAACGCGGCGAAGCGCGUGCUCGUCGACUUUGGGCGCAAGGGCGUCUACAACUACCAUGUGGACACGCAGCUGACGUGCGUCCACGGCGACGAGGACGCGCCCGAGGCGACAGCGUACGACGCCGACAGCGAUACCUGGACGAAGAUCGAGAACAUGCCGGGCGGCGAACGCUACGGCAUGGCGAGCGUGGUCCACGACGGCAAGCUCUUCGUCUUCGGCGGCCGAGCGAGCGGCCCCGUCUUUUGCGCCAUCGACGAUGGCAAGCCCAUGCCUCCGGCCAUGCUCCUCUACGAGCCCGGCGCGGAGCCGCUGCCUCCGGCCGACGAGCCGGCCGCGGAGCCGCCGCCGCCGCCUCCGAAGCAGCUCACCGGCGCGGCCGCGCUUUUGGAGACGCUGGACAAGUUCAAGGCUGCGAACGGCGGCGUCGACGACCGAUAUUACGCGGCCAUGCGCAGCGCGCUCGAGGAGCUCGAAAUCGAGGAGCGCGAGGAGCAGGGGUCGUAA
Molecule: messenger RNA, 2985 nt
Organism: Aureococcus anophagefferens
Lineage: Eukaryota; Pelagophyceae; Pelagomonadales; Pelagomonadaceae
Exons: 5
Coding region: 19-2985 (988 amino acids)
Molecular function (GO): protein binding
Source: RefSeq, a predicted model, not a curated record